Molecule: messenger RNA, 1985 nt
Organism: Amaranthus tricolor (Joseph's coat)
Lineage: Eukaryota; Viridiplantae; Streptophyta; Magnoliopsida; Caryophyllales; Amaranthaceae
Product: probable glycerol-3-phosphate acyltransferase 8
Exons: 3
Coding region: 267-1766 (499 amino acids)
Biological process (GO): cutin biosynthetic process
Cellular component (GO): membrane
Molecular function (GO): glycerol-3-phosphate 2-O-acyltransferase activity; phosphatase activity
Source: RefSeq, a predicted model, not a curated record
CUUUUUUCUUCUUUCUUCUUCACCUCUAACCCCUCUUUCUUCACACUUGACAAUACCACAAAUUAUUAUUAUUAUUAUUAUUAAUAUUAAUUCAUCUUCUCUCUUUUUUUUUCUCAAUUGUUGGCCAACCCAUACCUUCCUUUUCAUAAUAAGUCAAUCUCCCUUCCUCCAUAUAAACCCCCAUUAUUUUGAUCAUACCUCAUUAUUCUCAUUAUAUUCAUCACAGAAAAAAUAAACCCAUUUUUCAAAAUCAAAAACCCAGAAAAAUGGGUGAAUUCCCACCAAUAACAGAAUGCAACCCAGAAAAAAAAUCAUACAAAUCAAUAGCAGCAGAUUUAGAUGGAACCCUUUUAAUAUCAUCAUCCUCAUUUCCCUAUUUCAUGUUAGUCGCCAUUGAAGCCGGAAGUUUCAUAAGGGGUUUUAUUCUUCUUUUAUCACUACCUUUCAUUAUAAUCUCUUACCUUUUCAUAUCAGAAUCUUUAGCAAUCCAAACCAUGAUUUACAUAUCCUUCGCCGGACUUAAAGUGCGCGACAUUGAACUCGCCGCACGUGCCGUUCUUCCGAGGUUUUACGCGGCGGAUGUUCGGAAGGAGAGUUGGGAAGUGUUCGAUAAAUGCGAAGGGAAGAAGGUGGUUGUGACGGCGAAUCCGACGGUAAUGGUGGAGGUGUUUGUGAGAGAGUAUUUGGGUGCGGAUAAAGUGUUGGGUACGGAAAUAGAGGUGAAUCCUAAGACUAGAAGAGCUACUGGGUUUGUUAAAGGAAGAGGGGUUUUAGUAGGGGAGAAGAAAAAAGAGGUUGUUCUAGAAGAAUUUGGUGAUGAUUUGCCUCAUAUUGGUCUUGGUGAUCGUGUUUCUGAUCAUGAUUUCAUGGCUCUUUGCAAGGAAGGGUACAUGGUACACAAAGACAAGUCAGCAAAACCAGUAUCACAAGAUCAACUAAAAUCACGCAUCAUCUUCCAUGAUGGACGGCUAGUACAACGUCCGGACCCACUAAACGCAUUAAUAACCUAUAUAUGGAUGCCAUUUGGCUUCAUCCUAGCCGUUUGUAGAGUCUACUUCAAUCUGCCCUUACCAGAGCGUAUCGUAAACCGUACAUACGCCCUCAUGGGAAUAAAACUCAUCAUACGUGGGAACCCACCACCAGCACCAUCACCCGGGUCACCCGGAAACCUAUAUGUAUGCAACCAUAGAACACCACUUGACCCGAUUGAGAUAGCUAUCGGGCUUAAAAGGAAACCCGCAUGUGUUACCUAUAGUGUGUCUAAAUUAUCAAGGUUUAUAUCUCCAAUCCCAGCCGUUGCUUUGACGAGAGAUCGUGUGACUGAUGCUAAUAUGAUUAAAAAGUUGCUUGAGAAAGGUGAUUUGGUUAUUUGUCCUGAAGGAACCACUUGUCGUGAGCCUUUUUUGUUGAGGUUUAGUGCUCUCUUUGCUGAAUUGAGUGACAGGAUUGUGCCAGUGGCAAUAAACUGUAAACAAAACAUGUUUUACGGAACAACAGUACGAGGAGUAAAAUUUUGGGAUCCAUAUUUCUUCUUCAUGAACCCAAGACCUACGUACGAGGUUACCUUCCUUGAGAAGCUACCACCGGAGAUGACGUGUCAGGAUGGCGUAAAAACCCCGAUCGAGGUGGCAAAUCACGUGCAGAAGACGUUGGCUGGGGUGUUAGGCUUUGAAUGCACUCAACUCACCAGGAAGGAUAAAUACAUGUUGCUUGGUGGCAAUGAUGGCAAGGUUGAAUCCAUCCAUGCUGCUAAGAAGGCAGCUUAGACUAUUAUAAUUUUAUUUUUUUUUUAUAAUUAUUUAAUUUUCUAGUUCAUAAAAAAAACAUUAUUGAUAUUAUUGUGUUGAUUAAUCUUUUUUUUUUUUUUUUUGUGUUGAUUUGAUGAUUUAAUUAGAAAAUUAGAGAUUGGAGUAUAUUUUAAUCUAAUUGUUAGUUAUUUUUCGUCUAUAAAAUUAAAUUGUUAUAUAAGUUAUAAUUGGUUGGAA